CUCCAAUGAAUUUCCAAAAACAUCUUCGUCUUCCUCUCUUUUCUUGACAACAAAAGCAGAGACUCCCAGAAAGAAAGACAGAACGAAAUGGCAACAGUAGGUGGUAUUACGGAGGUGGAAGGAACAGCUAACAGUCUUGAAAUCGACAGUCUUGCUCGUUUUGCUGUUGAUGACUACAACAAGAAACAGAAUUCAGUGCUGGAGUUCAAGAGGGUGUUGAAUGCAAAGCAGCAGGUGGUGGCUGGGACAAUUUAUUAUAUUACCUUUGAGGUAACUGAAGGGGGUCACAAGAAAGUGUAUGAAGCCAAGGUGUGGGUGAAGCCAUGGUUGAAUUUUAAGGAGGUUCAGGAAUUCAAGCUUGUUGCGGAUGCUCCUUGUGAUUCUAGCGCCUAGCUAGGUGACUGAAGACUGUAUAGUUUGCUAUGCUUGGAGUUGAUGUUCAAAAUAUAUAAAAGUAGAUAAUAACGUGAAUAGAUUUCCUUGUGAUGUAAGGCAAAUACUAUUUUCUGAACAUGGAUCUGGAAGAUGUUACUCUCAUAUAUAUUUGAAUGAAUAUUGCAUAUUCAUGAAUGGUA
Populus trichocarpa (black cottonwood) is the source of this 575-nucleotide messenger RNA. Its product is annotated as cysteine proteinase inhibitor. NCBI's taxonomy places the organism in Eukaryota, Viridiplantae, Streptophyta, Magnoliopsida, Malpighiales, Salicaceae. The transcript is spliced from 3 exons. Gene Ontology annotation, molecular function: cysteine-type endopeptidase inhibitor activity. The record is from RefSeq and is a predicted model, not a curated record. The coding region runs from base 88 to 393 and encodes 101 amino acids.